Molecule: messenger RNA, 718 nt
Organism: Bactrocera dorsalis (oriental fruit fly)
Lineage: Eukaryota; Metazoa; Arthropoda; Insecta; Diptera; Tephritidae
Exons: 2
Coding region: 63-611 (182 amino acids)
Source: RefSeq, a predicted model, not a curated record
UCCAUGCAAUAUGCAACGCAACUAUUUAUUAUGUGCUACAAAAGAAACGAGAAAUAUAUCUAAUGUUUGGCCAACAACAAUUAAGAGUUUUUUUGAUAGUCUCAUUGGCUUUGCAGUGCACCGCGAAACCAACAUUAGCAGAAACUAAUGAAUUGCUGUUCACUUUAGGGAGAGAGAAGUAUGACGAUAAGACAAAAUUAAAGGCACUAGCGUUGGAACCACAACCGCCAACUCAAGACGAUACUGAAUUAAAUGUAAAGAUUAUACAAAUACCAUUUCUACACAAACUACAACCAUCAUCACUUUGCAUGCAUCAAAAAAUAGAAGCAGACGUGGCUCAAACUAGCUUAGAGAUUCCGUUACAAGAAGUACAUUUGGAAGACGGAUCGAACCAUGAAACAUCUAGCGAAUACAGAAUAUUAAUCCAAAAAGAAAAAGAUCCAAAAUCAGGAACACAAAAUAUUCAUAUAAUACGAAUGCCAAAAUCGGAAUUAGGGAAACAUCUGGUACACGGAUUUACACCACUAAAAGGUCAACAACCAUUUUUUCAACUACAAACAAAACAACAAGGUCCAGAUGGAGCACCAGGAUUAACUAUACUUUUGUGGUAACAAUGAAAUGAUAUAAAUAUUUCUAAAAAAUUGCCAAUAUAUAAUUUAAUACCACUCAAAUUAUUUGAAAUACAAGUGUACCCUUCACAAAUACAAACGAUUUUGUA